This is a messenger RNA of Zalophus californianus (California sea lion), 6707 nucleotides long. It is a transcript of the gene WDR26, whose product is annotated as WD repeat domain 26. The record is from RefSeq and is a predicted model, not a curated record. Gene Ontology annotation, molecular function: protein binding. Gene Ontology annotation, cellular component: GID complex. Lineage: Eukaryota; Metazoa; Chordata; Mammalia; Carnivora; Otariidae. Gene Ontology annotation, biological process: proteasome-mediated ubiquitin-dependent protein catabolic process. The transcript has 14 exons. The coding region runs from base 387 to 2363 and encodes 658 amino acids.
CCGGCCCCGACCCCUCCCGCCCCCGGCCCCCUCGCCCCGACCCUCCCCCGGCCCCCGCCUCGCCCCGCCGGCUUCCCACCACGGCCUCUCUCGGCGAGGAAACUCUGGCCUCCGCUUCCUCCUCCUCCGACUCGGACGCCGGCGGAGCCUCCCCGCCCCCGCGGAAGAAACCCCGAGCCUCGGCGGCGGAGGGAGCAGGAGAGCCCGGGGCUUCGGCAGGCAGAGCAGGCCUCUCCCCUCCGUCCUCGUCGUCCUCGUCCUCGUCGUCGUCGUCGUCCUCCUCCUCCUCCUCCUCCUCCGUGGUGGUGGUGGUGGGACUGCCCCCGGCCGCUGCCCCCGCCGCCCCCCACCGAAGUAGCGGCCACAGCCUGGUCAGCGGCAGCAUCAUGCAGGCCAACGGGGCAGGAGGAGGAGGAGGAGGCGGCGGCGGCGGCGGCGGCGGAGGGGGCGGCGGGGGCCAGGGACAGACCCAGGAGCUGGCCUGCCUGUCGGCCCAGAACGGGGAGUCGUCCCCCUCGUCGUCGUCGUCCGCGGGGGACCUGGCCCACGCCAACGGGCUGCUGCCUUCCGCCCCCUCCGCCGCCAGCAACAAUAGCAACAGCCUGAAUGUCAAUAACGGGGUCCCCGGCGGGGCCGCCGCCGCCGCCGCAGCCGCCGCCGCCGCAGCCUCGGCCGCCGCCGCCGCCUCCUCGGCCACCCCGGAGCUGGGCAGCAGCCUCAAGAAGAAGAAGCGGCUCUCCCAGUCCGACGAGGAUGUCAUUCGGCUCAUAGGACAGCACUUGAAUGGCUUAGGGCUCAACCAGACUGUUGAUCUCCUCAUGCAAGAGUCAGGAUGUCGUUUAGAACAUCCUUCUGCCACCAAAUUCCGAAAUCAUGUCAUGGAAGGAGACUGGGAGAAGGCAGAAAAUGACCUGAAUGAACUAAAGCCUUUAGUGCAUUCUCCUCAUGCUAUUGUGGUAAGAGGCGCACUUGAAAUCUCUCAAACGUUGUUGGGAAUAAUUGUGAGGAUGAAGUUUUUGCUGCUGCAGCAGAAGUACCUGGAGUACCUGGAGGACGGCAAGGUCCUGGAGGCACUUCAAGUUCUGCGCUGCGAGUUGACGCCCCUGAAGUACAACACGGAGCGCAUUCAUGUCCUCAGCGGGUAUCUGAUGUGUAGCCAUGCAGAAGACCUACGUGCAAAAGCAGAAUGGGAAGGCAAAGGAACGGCUUCCCGAUCCAAACUGUUGGACAAACUGCAGACGUAUUUGCCGCCAUCAGUGAUGCUUCCCCCACGGCGUUUACAGACUCUCCUGCGGCAGGCGGUGGAAUUACAGAGGGAUCGGUGCCUAUAUCACAACACCAAACUCGAUAAUAACCUAGAUUCUGUGUCUCUGCUUAUAGAUCAUGUUUGUAGUAGGAGGCAGUUCCCAUGUUAUACUCAGCAGAUACUUACGGAGCAUUGUAAUGAAGUGUGGUUCUGUAAAUUCUCCAACGACGGCACUAAACUAGCCACAGGAUCGAAAGAUACCACAGUUAUCAUAUGGCAAGUCGAUCCGGAUACACACCUGCUAAAACUGCUUAAAACCUUAGAAGGACACGCUUACGGCGUCUCCUACAUCGCGUGGAGUCCGGACGACAGCUACCUUGUUGCUUGUGGCCCAGACGACUGCUCUGAGCUCUGGCUUUGGAAUGUACAGACGGGAGAGCUAAGGACAAAAAUGAGCCAGUCUCAUGAGGACAGUUUGACGAGUGUGGCUUGGAAUCCAGAUGGGAAGCGCUUCGUAACUGGAGGUCAGCGUGGCCAGUUCUACCAGUGUGAUUUAGACGGGAACCUCCUUGACUCCUGGGAAGGGGUGAGAGUGCAAUGCCUUUGGUGCUUGAGCGAUGGCAAGACUGUUCUGGCAUCAGACACACACCAGCGCAUCCGGGGGUACAACUUCGAGGACCUUACAGAUAGGAACAUAGUACAAGAAGAUCAUCCCAUUAUGUCUUUUACUAUUUCCAAGAAUGGCCGAUUAGCUUUGUUAAAUGUAGCAACUCAGGGAGUUCAUUUAUGGGACUUGCAAGACAGAGUUUUAGUAAGAAAGUAUCAAGGUGUCACGCAAGGGUUUUAUACGAUUCAUUCAUGUUUUGGAGGCCAUAACGAAGACUUCAUCGCUAGUGGCAGUGAAGAUCACAAGGUUUACAUCUGGCACAAGCGUAGCGAGCUGCCAAUUGCGGAGCUGACAGGGCACACGCGCACAGUGAACUGUGUGAGCUGGAACCCACAGAUCCCAUCCAUGAUGGCCAGCGCCUCAGACGAUGGCACUGUUAGAAUAUGGGGACCAGCACCUUUUAUAGACCACCAGAAUAUUGAAGAGGAAUGCAGUAGCAUGGAUAGUUGAUGGCGAAUGUGGAGCAGACGACUUCUGUUUAACUUAAAAUUAGUCGUAUUUUAAUGGCUUGGGAUUUGGUGCAAACAAACAUGAUUGAUAGCUGGACAGACAUGCUCGUCAUGAAAAAAGAACCAUUUCUGAAGCCCGAUUGGGGCCAAACAUUUACACCUUGCUUCAUAGUAACCAGUUGAGAUGAAGCACGUCGUUAGAACGUUGUUGGACACCAUGUUGAAUUAUCCCCCCAUCGGUUGUGAAGAACUGUGCUACAUUCAGGCUUACCCAUUGAACUCAGUAUAUAUAUUUUUUUCCCUCCUGCCUUUUGUCUGGUGGGAUACCAUUCUUGUUGCUCUUCUGUGUAAUGAAGUUUAAAUGCUUGUUUGGAAAACUUUAUUUAACAGUUUAGAAGGCUUGAUAGAAGGAGUGCAUUAGUCUGAAGAGUAUACAUUGGAUAGGAAAGAAUUUCCUUCUUUUGUUUCUCCAAAAUCUUUCCGCCUUAUUUAGCUUGAGAUCUUUGCAGCUUGGUUCAUGGAUUCUAGCCUUGCCCGUUGCGCAGUAUAUACUGAUCCAGAUGAUAAACCAGUGAACUAUGUCAAAAGCACUCUCAAUAUUACAUUUGACAAAAAGUUUUGUACUUUUCACAUAGCUUGUUGCCCCGUAAAAGGGUUAACAGCACAAUUUUUUAAAAAUAAAUUAAGAAGUAUUUAUAGGAUUAAAGUGACUUCAUUUGUAUACAUUUGGAAUCUAAACCAGCUUCAAAAAGUUUCCUCUCUGAUGUAGAUAACGCAGUAUAACUGAUGCUCUUCUACAAUCCCACGUGAGACUUGCCCAGAAACAGUGCUUGGAAGGACAUUGCACAGGGAAUCCAGAGUCAUACCGUGAAGGUUUCCCUUCCCCCCUUUUGUUUUAUUCCUGAAGGAACAGCAGUACCUGAUGUUGAAGAAAUUCAAGAUUAAAAAGAGAAUUUUAAAUCUCUACCAACAGGAGAGAUCAGUAGUCCACUUAGGUUCGCACCAAAGCACAUUCCAAGUUGUUCUCGGCUUGGGAAGGUGUUCUGGUGCGAUCCAGCGGGAGCAUGGCGAUGAGGCGUAACCACUGGGGAAGUUCCUAGUCUACUUGAGCUUGUCCGAAGAAUUCAGCAGGUUCGAGACAGACCGAAACUGGGUUUAAAACCUCACAGUCCUUGAUCUUAAUGGCCCUUGAUAUUCUGACCUGUAGAGAUACAUAAAUUGACAGAAUGCUCCUUCUCAGUUUUCCGGAUAUUGCCAUACUGAACCUCAUUCUAUACUGGUGCUGUGGGUAGUCCUUGCCUCCCCUCCCCCUUUAGCUUAAGGAAAGGUCUCUUUUGUGGAAAAGCACUUUUAACCCUGAGAAUUUCACAUUUAGAAUAAGCCAAAAGCCUGAUGUUCACAUUGUGCUUUUAAACCCCGUAACAGCUGAAUGCAGCCGACUUCGUCUCCUUGAGACCCCCUCCCUCCCCUUCUCGGUAGAGGCUCCGGGGGGGCCGCAGCUGUUACGCUGGGAGGAGGGGUGGGAGUACCCCCGAGAUAAGAUUCUGGUGAAGCAAAGGGCUUGUACUAAGUCCCCUUUGGGGCCAGCCAAGCCUGCCAUCUGGUCUGUCACCGGCCUGAGUUGGCGCCCUCAGGACCCAGAGCGGGGAAAGGCUUGGGUGUCAGGAACUGUCCCGUGGGCGCGGGGCAGGGCGGCCGCAGGGAGAAGCGGGGCAGUCAGGGAGGGGAGAAGAAAGACAAACACAUUUGGCCUUAAACUAGCACGGGUUCUCCCAAAAGCUCAUAGUACAAGAAAGUGACGGACCGUGGUCAGCAGAUUAUUUUAUCAAAUUGGUAUGUAAAAGAUUUCUUUAAGCUCCAUUUUGCAGAGACCACCACUUAGAGAAUCAAGAAUUCCUGUUUUGAUACUUCUGAGUUACAAUAACUAUAUGUUACAGUUUAUCUGGUACUUCAUUUUUCUUAAAUUACUUUUUACUUUGAGCUUGAAUAAAAGUCUUCAUUGGUAACUGUAUAUAAUUAAGUGGCAACUUCUCUUUACCUCAGUGCAGUUAAACCCAUUCGUGUUUUCAGUGAUUCGCUAAACCCCGAAGCCGUUAAUGUGCCCCAGUCUCUACGGAAACGUCCGCAUGAUCGGUGGGCAGAGAGGGGCGGCAGCGGCACUGAGCUGAUGCAGUGGCCCGGGGCCACUGCUGACGCCCCCUGGGAGCCCUGCCUGGCCCGCAGUCUGUCCCGGGCUUCACCCAGCCAGCCCCAGAUGGGAGCUUUUCCUGUGAAAAACACUGUUUAAAAGGGGGGGGGGGGCGGGGGCAUAGAGGUGAGGCGCAUUUUACAAAGAGCAUACCUCCCCUAAGUUAGCAGAGUGACAAGGGUGCCCGCAGAGCAGCUGAGGGAGCGCACUCUGGGCCCCCGGGCCACGCGGGGACUGUGCUAGGCAAGGUCACCAUGAAGACACCUAGGACGGGCUGAGCCGUAGCUGUAACCUGACAGCCUCUGACGGUGCCGCCAUCUGUAGGCUCAAGAGUGGGGACACGGGCAAGCCAGCACAGGAUACUAACAAAUGUGUAAACUGAAAAGUACCAAUACUUUUUGCACAUAGAUCAAAAUAGAGGAGAGAAUUUGGGCUCCAAAAAUCAGGUUAGUAGGCUCAUUCCCAUGUGCUUAAAAAUGUUUUUGUUGUUCAUCGAUUAAGGGGCUGGAGUGAGUAUGAAAUUAAAUGUCUUUUUCCUCCAAACAAUCGGUUCCGGCUAGUACAGCGUUGAACUUGAGGAUCAGGGCCGGGUUGGAGGGGGAUGAAGAGCCGCGGGGGGCGGGGCGGGCACAGCUUUCCUUCUGGGCCUCGUGUCAUUAGUGUUCGUCCCGACUCCAUUUCUGCUACUCUUCUAGGCCAGGCGAACACGUUGUGUUAAACCAGGUAAGUAGUCUAACCAGGAGAUUUGCAGGCGUCCCGACAGAUGGGCCCAUUUUAGCGGGUGGGAGAACAGACAGGGGUUACCUAGCUUUAAGUACGAACGAGCUGAUUAAAGGAACCUGCUAUUUGAGAGGGAAACAAACAAAAAGUCCCAGUUUAGGUCUGUAUUUUCAUCUGCACACACCCCCGGAGAAAUAGGGCGGUUUCUGUUCUCGGGCGUGUUCUCCCUCCAGAACGGUGUUCUGUGACAUUAAUAGAAAACCCUUCUUUCCCACCCCUCCCCGUCUUGAAAUUUUCUUUUUUAGGCUGUUGUUUCCUGCACUCGAACUGACCCUAUCACCUCUGCUCAGUGGUAAAUAGACCGCACAUCUCUUGAAAGGGAGCUAUCUGAGUCCGUUUCUAUGACAGCAGAAGAAUGGCUGCUUUUGAAUGGGGAGGAAAGAAGACCUUUCUCUCAAUAUCCUUUGUGUCCCAUCUCCAAAAUGUAUAAACAUCCUGAUUUCGUUUUACAUCAGUCUGUCAUUUAGACCCCAGCAGCUCUUUUGGCCUUAUUCUCCAGAAUUUCCUACUUGCAUUUUCAAAACCAUAUCUGAUUUCCUAGAAACGGCUAACUUUAAAAGAAGUGACUUUGCAUUUAUUUACACUUAGACACUUUCUAAAAACAGGGUGAACUCAAUUGAAGUUCUCAGUGUUGUUAAGCUAUUGUUACAGUAGGUGCCCCAUAGUUGCAGAAACAAAACCUGUAAAAACCCAUCCCCUGUCACUUAAUCCAGAUAGGCUGGAUUUACUGAAACUAACAGUAUGAAAACGUGUGUGUGCGUGCGUGCGCGUGCGUGUCGUGCGUCUGUGUGGGGGAGAGCGCUUAAUCCAUGAAAAGUCCUGGAAGCCGCUUUCUGGGUUCUUGUCGAUUUUACUAGUCUUGUGCACGUGUGAAGUGCCCUCUCUUGAGUUUAGGGUCUGGUUAAUACUGGUAUAUUUUUAUAAGAUUCAGAUGUGUCCCCAUCUUUAACUCAAGCAUUUUCAUUAUCAGGGUCACUGUGCUAAAAUCGAAUUGCAACAUUUUUAGGCACAGAUGGAAAAAAAUGUCAUUGGCUCCUUGAAAACGUGUGUAUAUGUGUGGUGAGGGGAUAGAUCCACAGGAGCAUGUUUGUACUUACAAACCAAGCUGGAGAGAUCGCGAACAGGACUUAAGUGCUGAUCUCAAGACACCUAAAUUGUCAAGAUUUCCAUGGCAUUGUGAUGGAACUGGCUGACACGUAGAGCUUUCGGUCUGUAAUAACUAUUUGCUAUGGACGGAUUCAGUGUUUCAGAGGAUUGUGUUCUUAAAUUUGGGGGGUUCUGGGUUUUUGGUUCUUGGUUUUUUUUUAACUGCCUCAGAUUAUAUUUAGUAGUUUAAAUUUCUUUGCUUUAUUAUUUCAUUAAAGCAUAAAAACUUCA